CUUGUGUUGUAUGCGAUUUUUUUCUAUCGCCGUGUUUCAAGUUAUAGCGCGCAAAUGCCACAAGUAAAAAUUCAAUUGAAUUUGCCAGCUUGUUACGCAUUUCCAAACAACGAAUUUUCCACAACAAUAAAAGUUGUAAAAGCAGCAGCAGCAGCAGCAACAUAAAGCGCAAAAACAGCAACAAGUCACACAAAUAACAACAAAUUGUUGCUGCUGCCUCGGUGGACUGGUUUAUGUAUUUUCUUCGCUCUCUUCUCGUGCUCGUGCUCGUGCUCGUCUAUUCGUGCGUGUUCGCGUUAUUGUCGGUGUGAGUGUACGUUUACGUGUAUUUGUGUGUGCAAAAUAACAACAACAUUUUCCACAGCUGUUUACAACUCAAAGCAUAUAAAUUUAUUAAACGCUAACAUGCAACUGCAACAGCAGUUGCCACAAGUGGCAACCCUUGCGCUACUCAAAUAAAAACCAAGUGCAACAUAAACAAUUCGAGGUGUUGAAUAAUUCUAGUGUGCAAGCAAAGUACAACAACAAUAAUAAUAACAACUUGAUGUAAAUAAAAGAAAGCUGUACCUUGUUGAGCAAUGGCGGCAGCUACAGUGAGCUCCCAUUUGGAGGCACCAGCGAACAGCGUGGAUUUGGGGUGUGGCAGUUGCGAUUACUACGAGAGCUGCGAUGCAUCGACGACCACUGUGGACACCGAUGACACUAGCGAUGAGACAACAGCGAUACUUAUCGAUAACAGCACACAAACUGAGGAUGAUGAUGAUGACGAUGAAGCAGAAGAAGAUGACGUGAAUGGGGAAAUCGAAGAGGAAGCACAACGAAAAGAGACGGCAAGAUCGCCGUUGCCAAAAAUUUUGGAAGAGCUGGAAGUUGAAGCUGAUGCUGAAAGCGAAAUGCCAAAUUGUAUACGAAACAAUCAGAAUCGAAAUAACAAUAAAAAUGUUGACGAUGAGCAAGAAGAAGCUGCGGAAGUAAAAGAGGAAGCAGAGGAGGAUGAGGAGGAGGAGGAAGAAGUGGAUGAUGUGGCUAGGCUAACGGGUUUGGCCCUAGAGAUGGGCUAUGCACGCAUUAUCGAUUACGAUAACUUUCGUAUCAUCGAGCACGUUAUCGAGAGCGACGAUGAGCCAGAUGAAGCUGCUGCUGCUGCUGCUGCUGAUGAUGACCAAGCUGACGAAGACGACAACGAUGAUGACGAUGAAGAUGUGGUGGAUAAUGUAAAAGUGCCACAAGUUUGUCAAGAUUUGGUGGCUUUCAUCGAUGAAAGCUAUCAGUUAAUCGACAAGGCCGAAGGCAGCAAUGCCAACGAAACGCCAGCAGCGCAGCAGAAUGUGGUCGAUAACAACAAUAACAAUCGCAGCGGUGCAGUGGAUCAACGCAUCACAAAGAGCACAGUACGUAAAGUUCAAAUUGCAAUCAACAAGUCCGAGGAAGCGAAACACCAACAACAGCAACAACAACAGAAACAACAGCAACCAACGCCCACAACAUCCAAUAACGCUUUGAUUAAAGCAUACAAAUCGAAUCUAACGCCAUUGGCGCCGCCAUUUCAGCCAGCAGCACUCAAGUCGCAGCUGCAGCAGUCGCUGGUCGCCAGCAGCAGCAGCAACGGAAGCAAUGGCAGCAAUGGCAACUGCAGUUUGUCAAUGGCUACAACAACAGCGCUCAGCAGGAGCACGCUGUAUGCGGCAUAUGAGCAGACAACAGUUUAUUAUCAGCAGCAUGCUCCUUCCCCGCAACAUCCGCAACAACAGCAGCAACAACAGCAACAGCAGCAGCAACAACAACAACAACAGCAGCAACAACAACAACAACAACAGCAACAGUUGUCGCCGAAGCAUCAGCAUUGUGCUCAACAUGGCGGCAUACCGCACAUUCAUCUGCAGUCAAACAAUGGAACACAACUGCUGCCCGUGCAAUUGAUUACAUUGACGCCAACGGCAACGGCUGCAACGGCCACAUCAGCAGCAACUGCUGCUGCUGCUGCUGCCGCUGUUGCUGCUGCAGGCGCCGCUACCGCUUGGCCACUUGUGGAGGCGCCAAUUUACAUGGAUAUCAAUGGCGAGUAUCGCAGCUAUUGUCCGGCUCAUGGGCCGCCAGGCGCCAAUGGGCAACCAUUGCUGUCGCAUCACCAGCAGCAUCACACACAUCAUCAUCAUAAUCAUCAGCAGCAGCAGCAACAGCAGCAGCAGCAGCAUGCACAUCACGCGCCACAUCAUCAUCAUCCACAUCUUCAGCAACAGCAACAGCAGCAGCAACAGCAGCAGGAGCAGCAACUGAAUCUCGCGAAGCAACAUUUGACACCGUCGACGGCUGCGGCGGCCGUUGUAACAAAUGUUAAUGGAAAUAUCGGCCAGGCGGCAGCAACUGCGCCCCAAUUGCAACUCUUGCAAUUGGAAGCCGUUGUCCAGCAGCAACAGCAGCAACAGCAACAACAACAACAGCAGCAACAGCCACCACAACAACGUCACCAACAACAACAACAGCAGCAGCAACAACAACAACAACAACCAAUUGCUGUUGCUGGCAAACGCAGCAAACUUUAUCGAGGUCCAACACCCGUUCAAAUGGUUUCUCACAAUCGACCGCCGCCGACAAUGACGGUGCCGGUGCAAGUGCCGCCGUACGUCAACGAGAAUGGAACACUAACCCACGUGGUGCUGCCGCAGCAAUACCAACAAUUGCAUCCCGGACAGGCUCAUCUGCAUGCAGCACCAUUUAUAAGCGCCAAUGGCACUUCGCAUUUCUAUACGCCCUUGCCUGGCUUCCCACCUGGACCAGGACCAGCUGGCAAUGGACCACCCCACUAUCAUAUGCCAGCGCCGCCGCCGCCACCAACAGCGCAGCAGCAGCAGCAGGCCUCGUCCACAGGCAGCACAGGAGCGGCAGGAGGAACAACAACGUCAUCACAGCCGCAUUUACAUUCCCCGCACUCGCCAUCGCCGCCCAACUACAGAGACGAGCGCAGCCAGCGGCAGCACACGAAGCUGCUGCGCAAGUUGGAAAAGCAGCGCGAGCUGAACUCUGCCAUGUCCACGCCCACGCAUUCACCAUCGCCACGACGCAACGACAUCAAUGGACAUCACAACAACAACAACAACAUUCCAAUGGCACAGCACAUGCACAACAAUGGACGUCGUAUAGCGCAGCAACAACAGCAGCAGCAACAACAUCAACUGCAGCACCAGCAGCAACAACAACAGCUUCCACAACAGCAACAACAACAACAGCAGCGCAAUGGCCACGUUCCUAAUCGCGGUGGCAACUCUGUGGGCACCUCAGAGGAUGGCGAAGACAACUCGAGCUUGGCCGCCGAAGAUGAGGAAGACUAUCAGUCGUCGAUUGUCGAACAAAUCUCGGCCAUUGAGAAACCCGAUGUUAUCGAAGUCAGUUCGAGGUCGGCGAAAAUCAUUUGGGUAUCGCCAGCGAUCACAGAUGCCAUGCUGGUGGAUCUGCAAGAGCUGCGCUACGAGGUGCUGCUCAGCGACACGGGCAAACAGUGCAAAUACAAGAGUCUCUACCGAGGCGAGGCAAACGAGUGCAUUGUGCAGGAUCUGCAGCCGGGCCAGGAGUAUCUGGUGCGUCUGCAGGUGCACUACAAGCAGCUCCAGGGGAGCGUCAGCGAACCCACCGAGUUCAAGACUCCCGCCUGCGAACCAGAUCAACCUCUUGCCCCCAAACUGGUGUCGCGCACCAAGAAUUCGAUCAAUCUACGCUGGACAGCGCCCUCCUACAAUGGCGCCUUCAUCCAGCACUAUCUGCUGGAGUAUGACGAGGGAAGGGGCAAUGCGCUGCAGUUUGUAGAGCUGGCCAAAACGAAGACCAAACACUAUUUGAUUAGCAAGCUGCAACCGACCACCGUUUACAGUUUUCGCCUGGCCGCCGUCAACGAGGUGGGCCAGUCGCUGUACUCGCCGGUGAUUAGCUACAGCACUGCGGGCAAUCCGCCCACAGCGCCCAAGGCUCCCCAGCUGCAGGCAAGCACGACGAGCACGCUGCGUCUGGUGUGGGAGCGUCGCGCCCAAGAUGGCGACUUUCUGCUGCAGCUGCAGGACCUCGAAUCGGGUCAUGGCUACAUGAACAGCUACAAGGGCAGCGACACACACUACGAUUGCCUGCAGCUGCGACGCGCCACCAGCUAUCAGUUUCGAUUGCGCGCCGAGAACGAUGCCGGUGUCUCGCCCUGGUCCGCUGAGGUCAGCUACAACACAGCCGCGGAACGUCCUGGGCGACCGGGCAAACCGCAUGCCAAGGGCAAGCUGCAUGGCACACACUUUAAGGCGCGCUGGGAGGCGCCUGCGGACACUGGUGGCGCCGACAUCUUGCGCUAUCACCUCGAGUUGAGUGCGGGCGCCAAUUUCGAGCGCAUCUAUACGGGCAGCGAAACGGAAGCGAUGUGCGAGCGUCUGCAGCCGGGCACCACGUACCAGUUGCGUGCCUGCUGCGAAGGACCUGCUGGUCAGAGUCCCUUCUCGGACAUUGGCAACGUGACCACCGAGGCGGUGACGCCCACAGCGCCACCUCCACCGCAUUGCGAUGCACCGCCCACGCCUUAUGCGGCGCUGUUGCGCCUCAAUCAGCCGGAGUACAAUGGCGGUGCACCGGUGCUGGAGUUUGAGACGCAAAUGCGUCAGCUGGACGAGGCGACGCCCAAGAGCGUGUAUCGCGGCAAACAGGACUAUUUUGUGGCACAGCAACUGCAGCCGGGCUGCAUCUAUGAGGUGCAAGCGCGUGCCAUCAAUCGCAUUGGCGCCGGCAACUGGUCGCAAUGGAUGCGCUUCACAGCAGCCGCCGCACCUCCCGGCGCACCUGAAGCCCUGCAAGUGCUGGUGAAAUCGGCCACACACUUGAGCGUCAGCUGGCAGCCACCACAGGUGACAAAUGGUUCCGCGGUGAGCGGUUACAAUUUGCAGAGUGCCAGUCAGCAGUGUGAGGAACCCGAAGCAGAGCCAUCGAGCACACAGUUCCAUGGCUGCUACCAGGGAGCCCAGACGAAUGUGGAGCUGCGCAAUCUGUUGCCCUACACACGCUACUAUCUGCGUGCGCAGGCGAUCAAUGCCGCCGGCUCGGGGCCAGCCACCGAGGUGGUUUGCGUCUCAACACCAGCUGCUGUGCCCGGUGCACCACAGAUGCAGGGCUACGAGUUCACCGCGCAAGAGGUGACACUCAACUGGACACAGCCGGCGACGCAUGGCAGCGAGAUCUGCAGCUAUAACAUUGAAUAUGGCGAGCGUACGAUUGCCACGCCAGAUGCCUGCACCCGUUACACCGUUGUGGAUCUGACGCCCGAGACGAGCUACAAGUUCCGUGUGCAGGCGGUGAAUGCCAUCGGUGCGGGAGCCUUUAGUGCCUAUGCCAAGUUGACAACGCAACCGGCGCCGCCUUCGCCGCCACGUCUGGAGUGCAGCGGUGCGGGACACAAUUACAUCAAGCUCAAGUGGAACGGCAACAACUCGGUGUCAUCGGCGCCCGGAGUCGACUUUACCAAGUACUUUGUGGAGAUGUAUGUGGCUCGUGCCAAGCAAUUCCAGAGCGUCUAUGCGGGCACCAACAGCAUGUGCAAGAUCCACAAGCUGCAGGAGCGCAGCAGCUACACAUUCCGCAUCUAUGCGCACACCGAUCGUGCCGGCGAUGGUGACUACUCCGAGGAGUACGUCUUUGCCACCACUGCCACGCUGCCGGCAAAUAUUAAAGCACCUCGCGUCGUGCCCGACAGCAGUGUCUGUGUGAUGGAUCAGGCCGGACAGCUGGCGAUGCAGUUGACACUCGAGUGGCAGCACUCGAAGAACAGCUUCCACGAUCGUGUCGAGUAUCAGUUGCAGUAUGCUGUGGUCACCGCUGAACUGGAUGCCCUCGAGUCGCCCAAGACGCGUGGCACGAACGACAGCAACGUGGCGCCCAUUGCGCUGAGCAAUCAGGAGUAUCGACAACUCUAUCGCGGUCCCGAGACCAAGUUCACCAUUGACAAUCUGGCUGCGGGCACCUGUUACCAGUUUCGUGUGUGCGCUGUCCGUGUCACAUCAUCGGGCGAGCUGUUCCCCGGCCAGCCGUCGACAGCGCUGCGCUAUCGUGUGCCCAACGAGCUGACGGCCAGCCCCUUGGCCUGCCACCAUUUGCAUGGCGGCAAUGCAGCGGCUGCGCCCGCCCAGCAGCGCAACAGUCGCAAAUUGUCGGCGAGCAAUGGCUCCAACAUCAAUGGAUUGCGUUCGGUGAGCGCGUCGGCCAUCAGCGGCAGCUGUGGCGUUGGCGCCGAUCCACAGGCGAUUAGUCGCCUGCAGAAUGAGCUAUCUGGUGGCGGUGGCAGUGCAACGUUCAAUGCAUGCGGCGAUCCACUGCACCAUCACCAUCAUCACCACCAUCAUCAUCAGCAUCCGCAUCAGCAUACGCAUCAGGCGUGUCCCGUUGAACUGGCCACCGGCAAUGGCAAUGGCAACGGCAACGCAGCAUCAGCAGCAUCCAUAGCACCAUCCUCCACACUGCAGUUGCGCGGCAAUAGCGUGGCCGCACAUCACAUGCAUCAUCAGCAUCAUUUGCAUCACUCGCACAUGCAUCAUUCACACUAUGCGCACGCCUCGGUCGGUGCAGGAGCGAGCAGUGGCAACGGUGGCAAUGGCAGUGGCAGCAACAGCAGCGCCAGCAGCAGCAGCUACAGCUACAACAGUCUGGCACAUGGCGGAGCAGUGCGUCGGGUCAUCUCUAAGCUGACGGCACUAUACUACAAUCGCAAGCGAUUGACGGAUCAACAGAAGGCGGUCUUCUUUGUGGUCUCCUUUGUGUUUGUCACCUUCCUGGUCGCCAUGCUGGUGCACAUGCUCUGGGGCUAGACAAGAGAAGGAGAAAGCAAGAGAGAUAGAGAGGAGAGAGAGAAUAGAGUAAUAGUAGGGGAAGCACACUUGAUGUUUGAUGUCUCAAAUAAGUGAUCGUCGAUUGCCUAGUAAUUACACAUUGUAUUUGUAUUUUUAUAUAUAUUAUAUGUAUGUACGUAUACGUAACGUGUCAACAACCAACCUGUAAAUUGCCUAAACAAAACGAAAGAGAAAACAUACAAGAAAAAUAUGUAAGCAGAACACUCACACAUACCUUUACAACUUUAGCCAGAACUGUAUUAAAUGUACACAAUACUAUAAUGGAUCAUGACGAUGUUGAUGAUGAUGAUAAUGAUAAUGAUGAACGUUCCCUUUUUGCCGAGAUCAAAACAAUUUACAAUUACCAAUUAAUGAAUUAUUCAUGCAUGCAUACAUACACACAUGCAUACACGUAAAUGUUUUGUAAAUGAUAUGCUAUUUACUUAAAGAAUCUAUAUACAUAUACAUCUCUAUAUAUAUAUAUUUAUAUAUGUAUACAUACAUACAUAUAUAUAAUUGUUUGUUACUAAUCGAAUCACAAACAUAUGCUUCUAUGUAUAAUAAUUAAUUUACACAGACACACACACACACAAUCACACAAAUCUCUCCAUAUGUGCUAUAGCAUUCUGUGCAACAACAAAAACAACAACAACUAAUUCUCAAUGUAUGUGUACAUAAGAAAACCAAAACAAACCGAUAACAACAACAAAUUAACGAUUAAUAAUGAAGAAAGCGAUUUAAGUAUAAUCGAGAAACUUUUUAGAAAAAACCAAAAGAAAGCGCCUAUCGAUUAUCGACUCGAUGACUCGAUAACUUGUUGCAUAUGUACUAUAUAUGUAUAUGUAUGCAUGUAUGUAUGUGUGUGUGCGCUGCAUGUUACUAAAAGCUAAUUGCUGCGAAACUUGUUAAAUGCAAAAAAUCCGAAUAACGAAAAGUAUGAAUUUAUUAGUCUCUAUUCCUAGUAUACUAUACUACUUAACUGCAAUCGCAACUGCAUCCAAAAUACAUUUGUAUGUAAGUAUGUAAUGUUUACACAAAUUACACAAUUUACAAAUUGUUCUCUCGAUUUGCCAAUCGCUAGAUAAACGUCCUUCCUCUUCCGACAGCGCAACCAGCUUUUUUCAUUCUUCACAAAACCAAAACAACUAUUAUCCCAAAUUUAUUACGAUAAACAUUAUAAAACGAAAGAAAAAAGGAAAAAAAGCAAGCCUCAAUUCGUGGGCUGCUGCAUAAUAUGCAAUACGAAACAAAAUAGUAAUAAUAAUGAAAAAAAGAAAUACGAUAAAUUGUACUAACCAAUUAUUCCAGAGCUUACAUGAAUAUGUUGUCGGUGUUAAUGUCAUGUUAAUGCAAAAUCAAAAAUGAUAAAACGAAAAACCAAAAUUAUUGGUCAAUUUUUGACUCUCAUCCAUGUGCGUGCUAUACACAUAUAGCCAAUCCCAACUAGACAAGGCUCUCAAAUCUACACACACAAACACAACUCACACACUCUUAUAAAAAUACACACUAUACAUGAAAAAUACAACAAUUUAAGAAAAGAAAAUAUAGUAUAUAAAGCACUUAUAUACUACAUUUUCUUUUUGCAUGUUUAUAAAUAUAUUUUUUACACAAAAAAUACAAAAAAAAGAAAAACGAAAACAAAAAACAAAAGAAGAUGAAAAUAUUUAGUAUAUAUAUGAUGAGAAUAUAUUUGAAAUUUAUAGCCUAAUGCAACGCAAAGUGAUUUAUAUUCCAAUUAUUAUUAUUUUUCUAAAUAAAUAAAUUAAUGUAAUCGUUUCUUUCCAUAGUUUAAUAUAUAUAUACAUAUAUAUAUAUAUUAUAUAUGAAAAAUCGAAAGAAUAAAUUUAAAACAAAAGAACAACAAAAUGCAAAAAAAAAAUAAAAAAGAAAAAUAUAAAAAAACAGAAAAAGAAAAAAACACAAUAUGUAUGUUUACAACGGUAAAUGGUUACAAUAUAUAAACGUAUAUAUAUAUACAGAUAUAUAUUAGCAAAUUACUGUACUCUUUGUCGAUUUAUUUGUUUAUUAUACAUACAUACUUACAUAUGUCAUACAAUGCAACAAAUUAUACAAUUUAUUUGCAAAAGUAUACAUAUAUAUGAAUCAUUUCAAAUAAAUGCGAUAUACAAAUACCUUAA
Molecule: messenger RNA, 8980 nt
Organism: Drosophila sulfurigaster albostrigata
Lineage: Eukaryota; Metazoa; Arthropoda; Insecta; Diptera; Drosophilidae
Gene: mtgo
Product: fibronectin type-III domain-containing protein 3A
Exons: 5
Coding region: 579-6821 (2080 amino acids)
Molecular function (GO): protein binding
Source: RefSeq, a predicted model, not a curated record